UAGCAUAGACAAUUUUGGCAAAAUAAAAUCUAAAAAAACUAAAGAGAGUAGUACUAGUACCUUGUAAAUCUUGUAUAUAUGCUCCAUAAUUUUGUUAACAACCAAUACCAAAGCGACAACAUAAACAACCUAGUUUUCCCAAAACUACCCUUUUACCAUAAAUUCCCUCUCCUUGAGAAACUAUCUUUAACAAACAUACCCUUCCUUGGUAAGUUUUUCUAUCACUUCCCUUCAUUUUCAUUCUUCCCUACAAAUAAAAACUCACUUCCACUUCAUUCCCUCCAUUCUUAAAUAGAAACCAACCAUGUUCUCUCAUUGGCUUAUCUUUUUCUUCAUUUUCUCUCUCCUAUACUGAAAAUUAAAUUUCUUACUUCUAUUUUAUUUUUCAAAAAAAACAAGGGUUUUACUAGUCUUCAACAUAAAUAUUUGUACAUCAAAAAAUGUACAACCAAGUUUAAUUUGUGGUCGUCGUUACAUAUAAUUAAUUAAGUCGGAGAAAUUAAUCUCGAAUAAGGGAAAAUGGGAAGGGGUAAAGUAGAGUUAAAGCGGAUCGAAAACAAGAUUAGUAGACAAGUGACAUUCUCAAAGAGGCGAUCUGGGUUGUUGAAGAAAGCUCAUGAGAUCUCUGUACUUUGUGAUGCUGAAGUUGCUUUGAUUGUAUUUUCAACUAAAGGCAAACUCUUUGAGUAUGCUAGUACUGACUCCAGCAGCAUGGAAAGAAUCCUGGAAAGGUAUGAGAGGUACUGUUAUGCAGAGAGACAGCUUCUUGCUACUGAUUCAGAGUCCCAACAAGAGGGAACCUGGGCUAUGGAAUACCCAAAGCUCGUUGCUAGACUCGAAGUCUUACAAAGGAACAUGAGGCAUUAUGUAGGAGAAGAUACUGAUGCAUUGAGCUUGAGGGAGCUCCAACAUCUGGAGCAACAGCUCGACAUUGCUCUUAAGCGAAUCAGAAGCAAGAAGAAUCAACUGAUGCAUGAAUCCAUUUCUCAGCUCCACAAAAAAGAAAAAGCCAUGCAGGAGCAAAAUAACCAAUUAUCCAAACUGAUGAAGGAGAAUGACAAGAGGGUCGAGGAACCACAAAAAGACGAUCAAAACCCUAGCCAACUCUUCCUGUUACCAACAUCAAAACCAUUUCCCUUUCCUGCUCUCACCAUUGGAGGUGCUUAUCAGGAGAUGAGAGAAUUAGAGGAGCAAGCGGACCCGGAAGCUGAAGUUCCAGCCAGAACAAACACUAAUAUUCCGGCAUGGAUGUUUAGUCAUGUUGGUUAAUAACAUGUUUUAUUCGUUCGUUGAUCCCUUCGAUCCUUCAAUGCUCUAUGAUUUCAGUUCUCCGAUAAAAAUGCUGAAAAAGAAGUGUUUUACUACAAUUUGUGCUUUAGAAUCAUGAAGAUAGAUUAUUCUCCUGCAAUGCGAGGUGGAACCUUUGUACACCAGAGAUACAUACAUUCGAAUAAACCAGAUUACUAUUUUACUAAAAUACUCGUAAUUUACUAGCUAA
Messenger RNA from Chenopodium quinoa (quinoa), 1498 nucleotides. Its product is annotated as truncated transcription factor CAULIFLOWER A-like. The record is from RefSeq and is a predicted model, not a curated record. The coding region runs from base 520 to 1269 and encodes 249 amino acids. Gene Ontology annotation, cellular component: nucleus. Gene Ontology annotation, biological process: positive regulation of transcription by RNA polymerase II. Gene Ontology annotation, molecular function: protein dimerization activity; RNA polymerase II cis-regulatory region sequence-specific DNA binding; DNA-binding transcription factor activity, RNA polymerase II-specific. The transcript has 8 exons. NCBI's taxonomy places the organism in Eukaryota, Viridiplantae, Streptophyta, Magnoliopsida, Caryophyllales, Amaranthaceae.